AUGUCUACAUACGCCCUGCCCAAGUCUCACCAGGACCUCAUGGAGAAGUCCUUGGUAGAGACUGACCAGGAGGUCGCUCAGAUCAUGGAGAAAGAAAUCCAACGCCAGCGCGAAUCCAUUCUCCUCAUCGCCUCUGAGAACGUCACCUCGCGCGCCGUCUUCGAUGCCCUGGGCUCCCCCAUGUCGAACAAGUACUCCGAGGGCUACCCCGGUGCCCGUUACUACGGUGGCAACGAGCACAUUGACUCGAUUGAGCUUUUGUGCCAGGAGCGUGCGCUCAAGACAUUCGGCCUCGACCCGGAGCAGUGGGGUGUCAAUGUUCAGUGCUUGAGUGGUAGCCCGGCCAAUUUGCAGGCGUACCAGGCGAUUAUGCGUCCGCAUGAUCGGUUGAUGGGAUUGGACCUGCCGCACGGUGGGCAUUUGAGCCACGGGUACCAGACUCCCCAAAGGAAAAUCUCCGCAGUAUCAACCUACUUCGAGACCUUCCCCUACCGCGUCAACCUCGACACUGGCCUGAUUGACUACGACCAACUCGAGCAAAACGCCCUCAUGUACCGCCCCAAAGUUCUCGUCGCCGGCACCUCUGCCUAUUGCCGCGAAAUCGAUUAUGCUCGCAUGCGGCAAAUCGCCGACAAAGUAGGCUGCUACCUGCUCAUGGACAUGGCGCACAUUUCCGGGCUCAUUGCCGCCGGUGUCAACAAGUCGCCCUUCCCCUACUGCGACAUUGUCACCACCACGACCCACAAGUCACUGCGCGGUCCCCGCGGCGCCAUGAUCUUCUUCCGCAAAGGCGUCCGCAAAACCGACCCCAAGACGGGCGCGCAAACCCUCUACGACCUCGAAGGCCCCAUCAACUUCUCCGUCUUCCCCGGCCACCAAGGCGGGCCCCACAACCACACCAUCACGGCCCUGGCCGUGGCCCUCAAGCAAGCCCAAUCCUACGACUUCAAACUCUACCAGCAACAGGUGAUUAAAAACGCAAAGGCGCUCGAGGUCGCCUUCAAGGAAAUGUCGUACAAGCUCGUCACAAACGGCACAGACAACCACAUGGUCCUCCUCGACCUCAAGCCCUUCAGCCUCGACGGCGCCCGCCUCGAAGCCGUGCUCGAACAAGUCAACAUCGCCUGCAACAAGAACACGACGCCCGGCGAUAAAUCCGCCCUCACCCCAAUGGGCAUUCGCAUCGGUGCGCCCGCCAUGACGAGCCGCGGUCUGGGCGAGGAGGACUUCAAGCGCAUUGCCUCGUACAUUGAUCGUUGUGUCAAGCUCUGCCAGCGGAUCCAGGCGGAAUUGCCCAAGGAGGCGAACAAGUUGAAGGAUUUCAAGGACAAGGUCAAGUCGGGCCAGGUGCAGGAGAUUGCAGACUUGAAGAAGGAAAUUGCCGCCUGGGCUGUUACCUUUCCUCUGCCGAUUUAG
Molecule: messenger RNA, 1416 nt
Organism: Plenodomus lingam JN3
Lineage: Eukaryota; Fungi; Ascomycota; Dothideomycetes; Pleosporales; Leptosphaeriaceae
Biological process (GO): folic acid metabolic process; L-serine catabolic process; tetrahydrofolate interconversion
Cellular component (GO): cytoplasm
Molecular function (GO): pyridoxal phosphate binding; zinc ion binding; cobalt ion binding
Source: RefSeq, a predicted model, not a curated record